Molecule: messenger RNA, 990 nt
Organism: Necator americanus (New World hookworm)
Lineage: Eukaryota; Metazoa; Nematoda; Chromadorea; Rhabditida; Ancylostomatidae
Exons: 9
Coding region: 1-990 (329 amino acids)
Source: RefSeq, a predicted model, not a curated record
AUGGAACUGUUGCCGAGUGCUUGGAUUGAAGUCCUCGUGAUGAUACAGGUCUAUAUCCUAGCUGCUGUGUACGUAUUGAAAGAGCUACUUUUUGAGGCCACUAAUCAAGGAGUGAAGAAACGCCUGGAGAAUGAAAUCCGGAAUUCUCAUGCAAUUCGAUCUUCUUGCAAGAAAAACGUGUUGAUUACAGGAGCAGACGGUACCAUCGGAAGAGAGGUAGUGAGGAAAUUGUUGCGCUAUGAUUUCACUGUACACGCGUUGGUUGGUGAUCGAAGGAAAGCGAAGGAGCUGUUUGCAUCGUUGAACGGAUCGAAACUACCCCUCACUCUCUACGAAGUAGACCUAGCGGAUCCUCAUGAGGUGGCAAAAUUCGCCCGCGGUUUUUUGGGAAGGUGUACCGAGCUCAGCGUUGUAGUAUUGUGUGCCGGAACGAUGCUGGUUCCUCUAAAAUUCGUCAACAAUGUUGAGGCUCAUAUGUGUGUUAAUGUGGUGUCUCAAGCGCUUUUGCUACAUCUUCUUGAUCCCCUCAUGACCUCCGAGACGAGAAUAACAGCUUUGAGUUCAGCGACUGCAAACGUUGCUUUCUUCUCGAGUUCAUUGCUACAAGAUCCUCUCUCGUAUUACGUGGGACCCUAUGAGGCAUAUUGUUUCUCCAAGCUACUUCUUUCUGUAUACGUUGAAGAACUAGCUCGACAAAGGGCACAGAGUAUUGUUACCGUUCAUCCGGGGGUCAUACCCGGCACACUUUAUCGUCACACCAACACAUUCAUUAAGUUUGCAACUUAUUUCAUCCUACCUUCCUUCUUGAGGAGUCCGUCCUUCAGUGCAUUACUUAUUGCACAUACAACCUUACGAGAUGACCAAAUAGCGGGAUCGUAUUACGAAGAUUGUGUUCCUAAAAUGCUGGUUAGGUUAUCUGAACAGGAAAAGUUAGCAAUUUUCAAGACAGUCAAACGACAAGUGGAAGAAUGGACCCGAAUAGAGGAUUAG